Messenger RNA from Oppia nitens, 687 nucleotides. It is a transcript of the gene Trx2, whose product is annotated as thioredoxin-2-like. The record is from RefSeq and is a predicted model, not a curated record. Gene Ontology annotation, molecular function: protein-disulfide reductase activity. Lineage: Eukaryota; Metazoa; Arthropoda; Arachnida; Sarcoptiformes; Oppiidae. The coding region runs from base 47 to 472 and encodes 141 amino acids. The transcript has 3 exons.
GAGUGCACGGAUUGGUUGUCAAUAUGUAUGACGUUUGAGGCGUUUAAUGUUUGACAGUGUGUGUACUGUAUGUGUAGUACUGUAUGUGCCGUAUAUUAUAGUGAGUAUACAGUUGUCUAACAAUCCAUACAUUGAUUAUAUCAUCGAAACAAUGGUUCACAAAGUGUCGGAUAAGGCUGAUUUUGACAGUCAGUUGUCAACUGCUGGCACUAAACUAGUUGUGGUUGACUUUUUCGCCACGUGGUGCGGACCGUGCAAAAUGAUUAGUCCUAUACUCGACAAACUCAGUCAAGAUAUGGCCGCAGAUGUGCUCUUCAUUAAGGUUGAUGUCGAUGAAAAUGAGGACAUUGCAAUCGAUAAUAAGGUGACAGUUAUGCCGACAUUUGUUUUCUUCAAGAAUGGCCAGAAAGUGGACGAGUUUUCGGGCGCUAAUGAAAAUAAACUGAAAGAACUGAUAGCUAAACACAAGUAAUUUAAUUGUAAUGAUGUCUUCAAUUGACUCAUUAAUUAGCAAUUUUUGAAUUUUUAAGUUAAUGCUAUUUGAAAAUUAAUUGCUUUUUAUAUAAAAUCACUGUUAUUUAGAUUUAUUUAAAAGAAAAUUAUUUUUUAUAUUGAAGUAUAUUUAAAGUUUAGGGAAAGCUUUCUUUAUUAAUUAAAUUGAAGAAACAGUAAAUGCUUAAUAAUUAC